GCGCGGGGCCUGCGCUCGCCACGUGAGGUCACUUCCGGGCCGUGCCGGAAGCGGCGGGCGGGCGGCCGGAUUUGAAUCGCAGAGCGCCGCGCGCCCGCUCCGGUACCGGCCCCGGGGCCGCGCCAGGCCCCGCCCCCCCGCCAUGCCCAUCCGGGCCCACUGCACCAUCUGCUCCGACUUCUUCGACAACGAGCGGGACGUGGCAGCCGUCCCCUGCGGGCACACCUUCCACCGCGCCUGUCUCAUCCAGUGGUUUGACACAGCACCGAGCCGGACUUGCCCGCAGUGCAGAAUCCAGGUCAGCAAAAGACACAUCAUCAACAAGCUGUUUUUCGAUGUUGCCCUGGAGGAGCAGACAGCACCGGAUGCAGAGACCUUGCAGAAUGAACUGGACAAGGUGAAGGCUCAGCUCUCCGUGAAGGAGAAAGAAAAGCGGGAAUGCCAGGCUGUUGUGGAUGGGCUGAGGGACACUCUGGACGUGCGCAAUGCCACGAUAGAGUCGCUCCAGAAGGUGCUGGGAGAGACAGAGAUGCUGUGCUCCUCUCUCAAGAAGCAGAUGAAAUUCCUGGAGCAGCAGCAGGAGGAUAACAGAAGUUCAAAGGAGGAGGCCCGCCGUCUGCGGAACAAGCUGAGAACCAUGGAGCGGAUUGAGCUGUUGCUUCAGAGCCAGCGCCCCGAAGUGGAGGAGAUGAUCAGAGAGAUGGGAGUCGGGCAGGCAGCGGUGGAGCAGCUUGCGAUCUACUGUGUCUCGCUGAAAAAGGAAUAUGAAAACUUGAAGGAGGCUCGGAAGAUCUCUGGUGAGAUGACAGAGAAGCUGAAGAAGGAGCUGUUUUCUGUCAAUAGCAAGCUGCAGAAAACAGUUUCAGAGUUGGAGAGCACAAAGGACGAGUUAAAAAGCACCCAGAAGGAUCUGAAGAAUGCGGACAAGGAGAUCUUGAGCUUGAAGAAGAAGAUAGACAUUCUGCAGGAUACUCUGAAAGUCCCAUCUGUAACCAGAGAGACCCUCAGUCGACUAGUCUUUGAAAGCCCCGCUCCUGUGGAACUGCGGCACCCGAAGCUCCACCGCCCGGCUCACAGCGAUGAGAUCAAUCUAGAUGCUACUUUUGAUGUGGACACCCCUGAGCAUCAGCCCUGCAGAUCUCUCUCCAGCCCUGCAAAAAGGCAGAAGCUGGAUAAAAAGCCGCCUCCUGUGGUAAACCUGGCGAAGAAAGUUCUGAAGGAAACAGUGGAGAACUGGGCAGAUGAUCUGGAGGAUGACGCUCUUAAAGGACUCUUGCCAGCAUUCAUCAGGAACUCUGUUCUCUCCAAGAAGCCAUCUUCGGGUAGCUUGCUGGGUCCCCACAAGAACGUGGGCACUGUGAGGAUGGGCUAUGAUGGCUUGGGAGGCAGAACAAAGUUCAUACAGCCUACAAACCUGGCAGAAAUCCGUCCGUUAGCAGUGAGGAGCAAGAAGAAGGUCUCCAGGCUGGUGUCUGCAGCUCCCUCCACGUCUUCCUCCAGCAGCAGCCAAGCCAGGCUGGACAGUUUCCUGCAGUGAGAGCCCCCGCGUCCCGGGGAGUGGCCGGGCAGGGCGGCUGCAGGGCAGAGCGUGGUCGCCCGGAGCCUGGCACGCAGCAAUGCGCAGCCACCGCUGUGCGGGGGGCUCCUGUUUGCAAAACACUGAUGCGGUGUUGCGGGUGAGGUGAGCUGCCCUGGGGAGAAUCCUGGCCUCGCAGCAAGCUGCCAGGAGACCAAGCCUCUGCCUAAUGUUUGGACUGAUUUACCCCCUCAUUUUAGCCCUCCUCCCUCCUAUUUUCAUGUAGAAUAAACAGGGUUUUCUCUUUUUCUGGCCUGCUCAGAGCUCUACAGUUGCUGUUGGGCUCUGACAUCAGGGGGAGCUGCACUUCUUGGAUGCAGCUGCAAGCUUGAGAUGCGGGAAGGGUGUCUGGGAUGUCAGUCUGGAGCAAGAGCGGAAGAGACCCGGACCAGCUCUAUGCCUGGUGUAAACAGUUCCAAGGAAAUUUCCUGGAGGAAGAAGUGUGCAGGGGACAGAGCAGCGCUGGCCUGCGUUGCUGCGGUGUGGCUGUGUAUUGGUCAUCAAAUUAAACACCUUCCCUCUGCUGCAGGCCCAUGUGAAACUCAUUUAUGAAUUUCUAUUUUUUUAAAUGAGAUUGUAGAGGCUGUUUUGUUCUUUUGAAACUGGUCUGCCUUGUGAUUUGAGGGUUUGGAAGGGCCUGAAGUGCUGGAGAACUGCUCCCUUCAGGGAUGGGGAGACUGAUGGGGCUGAACCUGUCUGAGCUUCUUCAGCUGGGGAUGGGGGGGCAGGAGCUCCCCUCUUGCCCCACGGCUGUAGCAGGGGGCAGGAGCUCCCCUUUUGCCCCACGGCUGUAGCGGGGCUGUGCAAGCUGCAAGGAACAGACGUGGUGAGGUACCUCGCUAUAGCACUCUGCACUGUACAAAUUUGGAUGUUCCCCACCUCCAGCUGCUUCAGGCCGGAAGCCUCCAUACCCGGGCUGGCUAAAACCAUGUCUUUAAGGAAUAAACUAUACUGCACACUCGUUGACA
Molecule: messenger RNA, 2544 nt
Organism: Grus americana (Whooping crane)
Lineage: Eukaryota; Metazoa; Chordata; Aves; Gruiformes; Gruidae
Gene: TRAIP
Product: TRAF interacting protein
Exons: 15
Coding region: 143-1537 (464 amino acids)
Molecular function (GO): zinc ion binding
Source: RefSeq, a predicted model, not a curated record